ACCCUGAAGGAGCAUCUGGACGAGAGCAGACGCAUCUGAAGGGAUGAGCUCCGGCAUGGCUGGCGCCAACACGGAGCAACCCGCUGGCACAAGGCGGAACAGGACGAGCGAGGCCGGCCCCGCAGCGAGGCGUGCCUCCAGAGCGACAGACACCAACACCGAAGAGCGAGUUGCCGUCUGGGAUGCGGUGGCCGCCUACGUACAGGAGCACCUCCUGGUGCAGAAGGGGGUCUGGAUUCCCACCUUCGGCUCAUUUGACACCAUCUCUAAAGACAUCAGGACUGCGGACGGGACCGUGACUCUGCAGUGGCCCGUGUUUCAGCUGGCCAGGAACCUCAGAGCCAUGCACCACCUCGGGUCCGACAAGGACUCCCUGCCAGCCCAUAGGGAGGUGGAGACCCUGAAAUACAGCGAGGUGGCUGCCGCUGCCUCUGUGACCUGGCAGAGAGGGAAGACCUGCAUCCAAAGCACCGUGUCCCUCCUCUCCAACUGCCUCAAGAAUGGGGAGAACGUUGCCUUUGUCCUGAAAGACAUAGGAGUGCUCCUCUUUGAAGGCAUGAGCUUUGGAAUUAAAUACUAUUACGACUUCCUUGAGAAGCUCUCCGGGAAGGAGAAAUUCAGAAAAGUUGUUUUCAAGGCCCCCUGGCUGCUGGACACGCUGGUGUCCCGGGUGGCACCGGUGGCCUCCCUGACGCACUCUGGCCGCCUCGUCGUCUUCCCCAUGUUUCAGAAGCAGGUUGCACCCAAACCACCGCCCAGGAUAUUCCGCAAGGCCUCCGGAGAUCUCCAUGGUGAGGGGAAGCAAAAGAAAGAAGGGGCUUUGCCACCUCUUGUCCAGGGCAAGAAAGUGAGGUUUGCUGAAGUGCCAACGUACAUCAGACGCUUCAGCGUUGCAAGUACUGCUGGACAAAGCUCAAGAAGCAGAAGAAGCUUACAGCAGGAGAGCUUUUCGUCCAGUCCGCUGCCAGCGAUCCUGAGAACGUCUGAAGCCCGCGAGCAGCCGGUGACCUGGCAGCCGCAGGGCCAGGCAGGAAACGAAGGCCAAGAACACCUGGGCCAAACAACGGGAAAAAAACAUGUCCGGUUCCGCGGAGAUGAACAAGGAGCGGGAGAGGACCGUGAGGCUGGAGCGGCGGCCAUGUGGAAAGCAAAGGCCUCGCACUCUCAGGUUGCCGGGAGGCAGGUGGCAUCUCGCAUCAAAGACAGGAGAUGUUCAUUAAGAGCUGAGUCCAGCCUGUCCAGGGAUACCAAAGGCCACGCAUCCCGGCCGCCGUUACUGCAUCGUGACUCUGUGAAACUACUCAGGCAGAGGCAGAUGGCCAAGAAGGACAGGCCGGCGCAGGCAGAACCUCAGGAGACGGCGGCAUCACCGUCUCACCGUGAGUGCAGCCUGCCUGAGGAGCCCUCCACCUGCAGAUCUGGUUUGCUGCCACCCACACGCAACAGACCAGAGUCUCCCAGGAGUCCGCCUCCAAGGACCACAGCCCCACGCCGCAGGCCGCCAACACCCUACCCGUUUCUGCCACGUGACUCUGUCAAACUACUCAGGCAGAGGCAGAUGGCCACGAAGGACAGGCCGGCACAGGCAGAACCUCAGGAGACGGCGGCAUCACCGUCUCACCGUGAGUGCAGCCUGCCUGAGGAGCCCUCCACCAGCCGAUCUGGUUUGCUGCCACCCAUACGCAACAGACCAGAGUCUCCCAAGACUCCGCCUCCAAAGUCCAAAGCCCCGCGCCGCAGGCCGCCAACACCCUACCCACGCUGAGCAGGGCAUGGGGUGCCCGGGACAGACAGAGCUGCCCCUGAGCCUGCAAAACUCCAUCUGCACCAUUCCUGGGUGCCAGCUCCCUGUAGAAAAGCAGAGGUAGAGGGACAGUGGGGACUGGGCUGGAUUCAAGAAAGAACAUUCACGCUAGAAGCUGCGGAACAAGAUAGAUAAACGGCAUGAGAAAGGAAUGCUGAGA
Gallus gallus (chicken) is the source of this 1964-nucleotide messenger RNA. RefSeq names its product serine/arginine repetitive matrix protein 1-like. Lineage: Eukaryota; Metazoa; Chordata; Aves; Galliformes; Phasianidae. Bases 44 to 1765 code for a protein of 573 amino acids. The record is from RefSeq and is a predicted model, not a curated record. The transcript has 8 exons. Gene Ontology annotation, cellular component: centrosome.